Nerophis ophidion (straightnose pipefish) is the source of this 1346-nucleotide messenger RNA. RefSeq lists its product as uncharacterized. The transcript has 4 exons. Bases 130 to 912 code for a protein of 260 amino acids. The record is from RefSeq and is a predicted model, not a curated record. Lineage: Eukaryota; Metazoa; Chordata; Actinopteri; Syngnathiformes; Syngnathidae.
GUGUGUGUGUGUGUAGUGAGUUAAGCAACAUUGUGAUAAGAUCAAGUUCCUUUUUGGGGUUUGAUCUGUGAGCAGAAAACAUCUUCAUCAUCAUCGUCGUCUUCAUUAUCGGCAACUUGGUCCAACAAGAUGGCUGAUGUACGCUGGCGGUUGUUGGCACUUAUUGUGGUUGUCACGGCAACAAAGACUUGGCCCAAAAACCAGAACCGGCUCAUCAACCAGAACCGGCCCAUCAACCAGAACCAGCCCAUCGACCAGAACCAGCUCAUCGACCAGAAACGGCUUGCCGAAAUUGUUGAACAAGUCAUCAAGAGGCUUCAUUUGGAACGGAGGGACUCUGAGAGAAAUUUGUCCAUGUUCAGUCUGGCGGUGAAUGUCCCGGGUCUUAACGGCGUAUAUCACGUGAAUGCCAUCCCUGACCCGGGUGACAAGAUCAGGAAGGACCUCUUGCGUUACGGCGUCUACCAGGACAAGUACGUGUUGGCCGCCACCGUCCUGAAAGCCAAGUGCCGCAACCGGAACCAAAAUGUGAAAGUGGAGCACGCCGAGUACCGCGUCCUGCGCCGCUUUAAGGCGUGGGCGGCUAAAAAGCCAAAAAAUCAGACAGGUCUGAUGCUCUUCUACGUCUUCGCCUCGCCGUGCCCAGACCGGUGUGCGAGUAACGAUAACAACAUGGGGCGGAGCAUCCUCCCGCUGCUAAAGGACAUCACAGAAUGGCCCCAGCACGCCCUGGUCUUCUCCAAAGUCUUCAAGCCUAAAAUGGGACGACCCAUCAAUGAAGGAGAACUCAUAAAGGCGCUCAAAAACCUGGGAAGCAAGCUCGGCGGCCUGGAGAACAUCUUCCGCUGCGAAAGGGUGAACCAGCACAUGAAGUGUGACAGCUGCUCCAGGGGGGGGGGUGAUCACACCUAAAUGCUACGAAUGGAAGGGCACCCAGAAUUGGCAGGGCGGGAGGUGUGACGUAAAGUGGGGCCAAGGGGGUUGGAGAAGAAGCCCCCGGAAGAACCCGCUUGGGCGCGGACAUGCCAAGCAGCCGCAGUCCGCCAAAGGUCCUACGCCAGCCAAAGGUCCCGGAAGGAAAAGGAAGCCUGGGCGUGCCCAGAAGUAGAGAAACAAAAGAGGCGGGACCAAGCCUGGGCGUGGCCGGAAGAAGACAAACAAAAUAGGCGCGACCUGAUCUUCCGGGGGCCGGCGCCGAGGUUGACAACGACCAAUUGGGCAAGCUGGAAAAAAACCAACGUCUUUUGACGAGUAGCUUUGCUUCCAUGCUAAUGCGAGCACGCUAACACGAUCGACAAUGUAAACGUCUGAUUUUGCACAGCAUUAAAAAAGCUUUGAGCACACAA